GAUACACAGGGCACGACUUCCCUACGACACCAGUUGGGACCAAGUUUAUGAGUCGGUCUCACAUUUAGACCCUCUUCCAGUUCUUUCUUGUUGUUAAAUUACCUACACUGUCCACUCACCGUUUCCAACGUCAACAACACCGUAUCAGCUCAUCUAAUAUUCUCAUCACCAUCAGCAACAUGGGAGAGAAAUCAAAGAAAAAAGCUAGAGAGCCGAAGGAAGAGGCCGAUGCCGCUCCAAUCCUAGCUGAUGUCAAAACCAAAGAGAAAAAGAAGAAGUCCAAAAAGUCAAAGGGCGACAGCUCGGCUCUUCCAGACGCAAUCGCUCCCGUGGCCGCAGAGUCCGAGGAGCUACCGGACGUGAGUAUCAAGGGUUCUAAGAAGGAGAAGAACAAGGAUGGCAAGCGCAAGCGGGAAGUGGCCGAUGUGCCGGUGGAGAUUGAAACCCCGGCCGAGGACGAGGAGGACGAGGAGGGAGCAGAACUUCCUAUGAAGAAGAAGAAGAAGAAUAGUAAGCCCGAUGGUGAUGGGAAGUCAGGGAAGAAGGACAAGAAGAAGAAGAGCAAGGAAAAGAAGGGAAAGACGGCGGGGGCGGGGCAGAGCCUUGCCGAGGACGCCACAUCCGAAGAGACUCACGAGGAUAUCGACGACGCUCACGAAAAGAAGGACAAGAAGCAGAAAAAGUCCAAAAAGGCUGCGGAGUCUACCGAGCCGCAAGCGGCAGGGCCGACUGAAGAGGAACACGAGUCGAAGAAGAAAGGCAAACAGAAGAAACGCAAGCUUAGGGACCAGGACGGGGAUGUGGAAAUGGCCGAUGCCGACGCGGAGGAGACUCAGGCCGAGGGAAGGGAUGAGAUUGCGGAGGGGAAGAAAAAGAAGGAUAAGAAGGAGAAAAGGGAGAAAAAGGACAAGCCCAAGAAACGCAAGACGGCAGACACACCGGCGGAAACUCCCGAGAAGGAGGCUACGGCUCCCGCACCCACGAAUGCUCCCAACGCAGAUCUUACUGAACGGUGGAACGUCCAAGGUCUUGGCGGCGGCACCUCUCGCCAAAGCAAAUUCAUGAGGCUCUUGGGUGGGAAGAAGCAUGGCGUUGAGGGCGCCGGUGAAGCAAAGGAUGGUCCCCGAAAGCGUUUCGACAUCGGGCACGUCUCACAGGAGCUGGAGAAACAGUUCGAUGCCGGCAUCCAGAUGAAGUUCGGGACUGGUGGUCAGCGCAAAGGAUUGGGUGCUUGAGUCGAAGCACGGAGCAUGACUUUUCCUCGUGCCAAUGGCUGCGUUGAGAGACACCAUCGAGGUGUGAAUGGCAAAUAGUUUAAACCCUACCGCCGCCGCCUGCAAUUUGUCGGCAGAAUGAUAUCCGCUAAUAAAAUCAAAGCCUUGUUACGCCGAACAGGUCCGAAUGGUGGUACAUGUUUUGCAGCUCAUCGACUCGACCCCGU
Messenger RNA from Chaetomium fimeti, 1441 nucleotides. Its product is annotated as small acidic protein family-domain-containing protein. The coding region runs from base 180 to 1235 and encodes 351 amino acids. NCBI's taxonomy places the organism in Eukaryota, Fungi, Ascomycota, Sordariomycetes, Sordariales, Chaetomiaceae. The transcript has a single exon. The record is from RefSeq and is a predicted model, not a curated record.